UUGAAAAGAGAUAAAAUGCCAUCUCAUAUUAUGCUCUCUUACCAGUGGGAUGACCAGGCUCUUGUGAAAAAGAUCUACAACCGCCUCAAAGAUGAUGGGCUGCCAGUGUGGAUGGACAUCGAAGGAGGGGUGACAGGGAACAUCAACGACGCGAUGGCUGCAGGUGUGGAGGAGGCUGUAGUGAUUUGUCCGUUCAUGACCAUGGCUUACCAGGCGUCCCGCAGUUGUAAGAAGGAGCUCAACUACGCGGACAGCAGGGAAGUUAUCAUCGUGCCUGUCAUGGUGGAGAAGAACUGGGAUGCCAGUGAGUGGCUGGGACUGAUCACUGCAGGUCUGCUGUGGGUGGACUUCAGAAAUGCAGAAAAUGAUGAGGAGCACUUUGAGAUGUGUCUCAGAUCUCUGGAGGAGGAGAUCAUGUUUAACGCUGGUCACCUCCUGGCAGUGGAGGAACCUCCCAGAGAGGAGGUGGACGAGCCAGAACCAUCAAAACGCUGCCCAAAGAGGAAACCGGGCCGAGGCUUUCGCCACGCCUUCUCAGACCUAUACAUUCAUGACUCAGGUGAGCAGAUAAUCCAUGCAGCUAGUGACAGCAGAAACACAGUGGAGCUCAGCGAGACACCUGGAGAUCACUGCUACUGGGAGGAGAUUAAGGGUAACGGCUGUAAAUACUACAGGAACGUUGUCACCAACAGAUACCUCGGUAAGCACAGAGACUCAUGUUCACUGAACAAGGGCAACAUGUAUGUGAAAAAUGUGGUCUUUAUUAUUAAAUGGAGCAAAAUAAAUCUCACAUUGCAAGCCAGAAAAAAGGGCAAUGUUUGUUUCCAAGUCUAUACAACUUUCAAAUUUCUUUUGACUCGAUACAAAACAACAUUUUUAACGUACUCGUCUUUCCCUCUGCAGGGUUUGACCAAAGCAGUAACCAGGUCCACACUGAGGCCAGUCCCUCUGUGUCUGAAGAGUGGCUGCUUUUGGUGGACCAGACAGACCAGAGUCAUCAGAGAGCUGUCAUCAUCAAGAACAAACACUCAGGGAGGUUCCUGGCUGUCGAAAAUGGCCACCUCGUUGGACUAACAGCAUAUAAUGAAGGCUGCAAGUGGUUUUUAGUGUAAAGCAGACAAAUUGAAAUUUUGUUGUGUUUUUUUUUUUUUUUUUUUAAAUGUGGUCACCUCAAA
Lates calcarifer (barramundi perch) is the source of this 1175-nucleotide messenger RNA. RefSeq lists its product as uncharacterized. The record is from RefSeq and is a predicted model, not a curated record. The transcript has 4 exons. Gene Ontology annotation, biological process: signal transduction. NCBI's taxonomy places the organism in Eukaryota, Metazoa, Chordata, Actinopteri, Centropomidae. Bases 16 to 1074 code for a protein of 352 amino acids.